AUGGCUGGAUACCUACCGUGGGCCACGAUUCGCGAUCAUUGGAAAGUCACUAGUGGAAUCCUUGUCUCGCCGAUUGGCGAGACUCUCAACGAGGGUAGAGAGGUGUGUGACCGCCAAGGUCGAUGCUCUACUCACGUACGUGAGGUCACCGCCGAAUUGACUUCAUGUUCUGGUUCCACUCCCCUUCUAUUCCAUUGGAUGUUGGAACAGACGGAUGACCUCAAGCGGUUGAUACUUAUUAUAACGUAUCGUCAUAAGACUAAGUACUGCAGCAGCGCAUAUCUGAGGGAGAAUAAUACCAACCCAUAUCAACUGAAAUUUGCCUGUCUUGACACCCUGGAGUAUAUCAUCUUCGUCCUACAUUUUCCAGAGUGCUAA
Morchella importuna is the source of this 378-nucleotide messenger RNA. RefSeq lists its product as uncharacterized. The record is from RefSeq and is a predicted model, not a curated record. Bases 1 to 378 code for a protein of 125 amino acids. The transcript is spliced from 8 exons. NCBI's taxonomy places the organism in Eukaryota, Fungi, Ascomycota, Pezizomycetes, Pezizales, Morchellaceae.